AUGUCUGAGACUUUCGAGUUCCAGGCCGAGAUCUCUCAGCUUCUCUCCCUCAUCAUCAACACCGUCUACUCCAACAAGGAGAUCUUCCUGCGAGAACUUGUCUCCAACGCCUCCGAUGCCUUGGACAAGAUCCGCUACAAGUCGCUGUCCGACCCCAGCCAGCUCGACUCUGGCAAGGACCUGCGCAUUGACAUCAUCCCCAACAAGGAGGCCAAGACCCUCACCAUCCGUGAUACCGGUAUUGGUAUGACCAAGGCUGACCUUGUCAACAACCUGGGUACUAUUGCCCGAUCCGGUACCAAGCAGUUCAUGGAGGCCCUGACCGCUGGUGCCGAUGUUUCCAUGAUUGGUCAGUUCGGUGUUGGUUUCUACUCCGCCUACCUGGUCGCCGACCGUGUCACCGUCAUCUCCAAGCACAACGAUGACGAGCAGUACAUCUGGGAGUCCAGCGCCGGUGGCACUUUCAACAUCAUCGCCGACACCGAGGGCGAGCAGCUCGGCCGCGGUACCGCCAUUGUCCUCCACCUCAAGGACGAGCAGGCUGACUACCUGAACGAGAGCCGCAUCAAGGAGGUCAUCAAGAAGCACUCUGAGUUCAUCAGCUACCCCAUCUACCUCCACGUCACCAAGGAGACCGAGAAGGAGGUUCCCGAUGAGGAUGCCGCUGAGGUUGAGGAGGUCAAGGAGGAGGAGGGCGAUGACAAGAAGCCCAAGAUUGAGGAAGUCGAGAAGGUUGUUGUCAGCGACAAGCUCGGCCUCUCCCCCUGCGCCAUCCGUACCGGCCAGUUCGGUUGGUCCGCCAACAUGGAGCGUAUCAUGAAGGCCCAGGCCCUCCGUGACACCUCCAUGUCCAGCUACAUGUCUUCCAAGAAGACCUUUGAGAUCUCUCCCAAGUCUCCCAUCAUCCAGGAGCUCAAGAAGAAGGUUGAGACUGACGGCGAGAACGACCGCACCGUCAAGUCCAUUACCCAGCUUCUGUUCGAGACCUCUCUGCUCGUCUCUGGCUUCACCAUUGAUGAGCCCGCUGGCUUCGCUGAGCGCAUCCACAAGCUCGUCCAGCUCGGCCUGAACAUUGAGGAGGAUGACUCCGCCCCCGCUGAGGCCGCUCCCGCCGAGGAGACCCCUGCCGUCGAGACUGGCGACAGCGCCAUGGAGGAGGUCGACUAA
Trichoderma gamsii is the source of this 1167-nucleotide messenger RNA. RefSeq names its product molecular chaperone HtpG. Gene Ontology annotation, molecular function: ATP hydrolysis activity; ATP-dependent protein folding chaperone; ATP binding. Gene Ontology annotation, cellular component: perinuclear region of cytoplasm; protein-containing complex; cytosol. Lineage: Eukaryota; Fungi; Ascomycota; Sordariomycetes; Hypocreales; Hypocreaceae. Gene Ontology annotation, biological process: protein stabilization; protein folding; cellular response to heat. The transcript has 3 exons. Bases 1 to 1167 code for a protein of 388 amino acids. The record is from RefSeq and is a predicted model, not a curated record.